Molecule: messenger RNA, 234 nt
Organism: Pieris macdunnoughi
Lineage: Eukaryota; Metazoa; Arthropoda; Insecta; Lepidoptera; Pieridae
Source: the annotation of a GenBank genome assembly
AUGCUUCCGCCCGCACCGAAUUUGCGUAUAAGCGGCGACACCUCCCGAGUAUCGAGCAUGUCUAGUGAGUUUAAAGGCAAGUGCCACGAAAUGUGGUGCGAAAUUCAACCGCAAGUCGAGGGCCAGCCCAAGAUAUUUGAGCGUGGUACCAACUCGGAUCAACAUCAUCGUUGGCGGAGUAGCGUCUUGAGAUGGAGCUCUUCUGUGGCCGUAGAAGCAGAUAGCUUCUACUAG